GGGCGUACAAGAGACUUGGAGGUUUCCGAGUGUGGGUCCACGGUGCAGAUGAAAAAUAAUGAAUUGUAUUUCCAAGGUUCUCGUGAUACAAACCCAGACAAUAAAUGUAGUAACUGCAUAAUUAAAACCAAACGCAUGAGCCUUUUAAAACGGAGUAUUAUCCAGCUUACUGUGAACAACGGCCCAGAAGACUGCUUGCCCUUCCAAGCUUGAAUAAGUUACAGAUGUUGGCAAACUAUCAUCUUUGAUUUCAUCACAAACUGUGAAUGAUUGCCACUGGCACCAUCGCUUCCCAAGACACUGUCUCGGGCUACCAUAUCGUUGCAACCUCUGCUUUCUGUGCUGGGAUCCCUCUUGCACAUCUCAACAUCUUUUGCACCGAUAGCAGCUUGGUCUGGAUUGGAAUAUGCCAUCUGAAAUGUGCCUCAGCAUUCAAGAAAUGCUAACGGGUCACAGGCUCUGCCAAUCAAAGUCUCAUAAGGAUGCUGUUCUGGCAGCUCUGAAUCAGCAGAGGAUAGAUGGGAUACUCUGUGAUGUCAUUCUGGUUGCUGAGGAUCAAAAAUUCCAUGCCCACAAGGCAGUGCUGGCGGCAUGCAGUGAUUAUUUCCGAGCCAUGUUUAGUCUCUGUAUGGUGGAGAGUGUUGCUGAGGAAGUGAGCUUGCAUGGAGUGACCAGCCUGGGUUUGAAACAAGCUCUGGAUUUUGCAUAUACAGGAAAGAUCUUACUGGAGCCAGGUGUAGUCCAAGAUGUGCUUGCAGCAGGAAGCCACCUUCAAUUAUUGGAGCUCCUGAAACUCUGUUCUCACUAUCUAAUCCAGGAGCUGACAAGUUUUAAUUAUUUGGAUUUAUAUAAACUUGCUGACCUAUUUAACCUUACACUGCUGGAGGAAGCUGUGGUGAAUUUCCUGGUCAAACACCUUUCCGAACUAUUGAAGAACCACCCAGAUAAGGUCAUGGCUCUCCCUUACAGGCUGCUUCGAGAGGUUUUAAAGAGUGACCGUCUGACGUCACUGAGUGAGGAGCAGAUAUGGCAGCUGGCAGUGAGGUGGCUGGAACAUGGCUGUCGGUAUCAGUACAUGGAUGAACUCUUACAAUACAUACGCUUUGGUCUAAUGGAUGUUGAUACACUUCAUGCAGUGGCCCUGUCUCACCCUCUGGUUCAAGCCAGUGAAACAGCCACAGCUUUCAUUAAUGAGUCAUUGGAGUACCACCAGAGUAUCUAUGCACAGCCUAUCUGGCAAACUAUCAGGACACGGCCUCGUUUCCAGUCACAAACCCUUUACAUCGUAGGUGGGAAGAAACGUGAGAUUUGCAAAGUGAGAGACUUGCGGUAUUUUAACCCGGUGAACCAGGAGAACGUUCACAUAGCAGGGGUUUCAAACUGGAGUGAGUUAUCCCCAAUGCCUGUAGGAAGAAGUCAUCACUGUGUGGCUGUCAUGGGAGACUUCCUUUUUGUGGCAGGUGGAGAGGUGGAACAUGCGACAGGCCGCACUUGUGCAGUAAGGACUGCAUGUCGUUAUGACCCUCGCAGCAACACCUGGACAGAGAUAGCUCCUAUGAAAAACUGCCGGGAGCAUUUUGUGCUUGGCACCUUGGAUGAAUACUUGUAUGCAGUGGGUGGAAGAAAUGAACUACGACAGGUUCUGCCCACAGUGGAGAGGUACUGUACAAAGAAGAACAAGUGGUCUUUUGUACAGUCAUUUGAUAGAUCACUGUCCUGCCAUGCAGGAUGUAUGGCUGAUGGGCUUCUUUGGAUAUCGGGUGGAGUGACCAACACAGCUCAGUACCAGAACAGACUUAUGGUGUAUGAUCCGAGCCAGAAUAAAUGGAUCAGCCGCAGUCCUAUGUUACAGAGGCGAGUCUAUCAUGUUAUGGCAGCUGUCAAUAGAAAACUCUACGUACUUGGUGGAAAUGACUUGGACUAUAACAAUGAUCGGAUUUUGGUUCGACAGAUUGACUGCUAUAACAUAGACACUGACCAGUGGGUACGCUGCCAGUUCAACUUGCUCACAGGUCAAAAUGAGUCAGGUGUAGCAGUGCACAAUGAAAGAAUAUACCUAGUUGGCGGGUAUUCAAUCUGGACCAAUGAGCCAUUAGCUUGUAUCCAGGUUUUGGAUGUAAGUACCGAAGGUAAAGAAGAGGUAUUUUAUGGGCCAACACUACCAUUUGCAUCCAAUGGAAUAGCAGGAUGUUUUCUUCCAGCCCCUUAUUUUACAUGCCCUAAUCUUCAGACGCUGCAAGUGCCUCAUCACAGGAUUGGUGCUGUGUGAGAUAAUAGAGUUUAAGUUUUCAAUCCACAUGCAUUAUUUAAUGGAUAAGGCUAUACGUGGCAUCAACACUGGUUCCAAUAUUUUCUCCGGUUUGUAUGCACAGAGCAAAGCCUACAUUUGCUUGCGACACACUCCAGUCAAGACAAACAAACAGAUCAUCUGCCCUUCCUUGAAUGCAUGCUAUAAUAACUGAAAUUCCCUGAAAGAAUAGCCAUUUUAUAUAGAUAGCACUGUACUGCUACUGCUGAAAGCAAUCAAGAUUUGUUCAUACUUUCAGGAGAACAGAGCAAGUCCCAGUUUAAUUUGAAGGAAAUUAUUGAAUCCUGUCAACUAAGGCUACCAUUGAAUCUGAUGUUAUACAUGAGUUUCUAAGUUUCCAAAAUUGCUCAGUUUACUUUUUUCAUAUUUUUGUGAAGAACAGAUUACCAACUUGCAGUCAAGGCCUUUAGAUAUAUAUUUCUAUAAAUUUCUGAACUUACUCCUUUUUUAACUGUACAGUCAAUUUAUGAAUAGCAUCUUCCCCAUUUUGUGUCAAAGUAUUCAGUGGUUUACCUCAUUUCCCAACCAGCAGACUGAGGUUUCCUCACUAAACAGUAAAGAGUGCUACUUGGAAGUGAAUGUUUAACCUGUUCUGAUGGCAGUCUUCCAAGGGAGACAAUCUUAGAAAUCACUUUGCUCACCUGCUAUUAUCACCUGCAGAAGAAGUUUUUUUUUUCCAUUCUGAUAUACAUGUUCUAACAUCAGUUUAAAAUUUCACCAGUUCUUUCCUGGCACCAUGUAUUUUCAGGAAAUUAUCGCAAAAAUCGAGAACAGAUUCUCGUCAGUUGAUUCAUUUCAGUUAUUAAGAACUUCUUGCAGAUUUGAAUAAGGGUUUGGAGGAGGUAUGUUAAACCUAUCGGUGUCCUUGACCCAUCAGAAAUAAUGCAACUGAAUAUUGUUGUAUGUUUCUGGUUGCCAAAGCUGUGCAGCCAGCAGAGCGCAAAUGAUCAGGGUCCAGAGCACUUACAGUACAGCAUGUGAUCUUCUGACCAGGUUGGGUAGAGUAUAUAAGGAGUCCAUUUUAACACUGCCAGAUUAGUAAUAAGGCAAAAAUCAGCACUGGCUGGUUUUUACAUUUAUAGUACCUGCAAUCAUUUCACAGAAUUAUAACAGCAACAUAGGUAAGAGGUAGACUGGCAGUGUUUUAGCUUGACACAUUUCUGAAAAGUGGCCUUUGCUAGGAUCUGUGAGGCAUGAAAUUUGGGAGUGUGGGGAGAUGAGUCCUUCACUGCUGGAGGUGUUUUCCCAACUCUUUGACAGCAAGAUUUAUUUUCUGUAAGUAUAUGCGGUAAAGAGAAUUUUAAAGACAUUCCAGAUU
Pristis pectinata (smalltooth sawfish) is the source of this 3626-nucleotide messenger RNA. RefSeq names its product kelch-like family member 32 (gene klhl32). The record is from RefSeq and is a predicted model, not a curated record. The transcript is spliced from 12 exons. Gene Ontology annotation, molecular function: protein binding. The coding region runs from base 407 to 2269 and encodes 620 amino acids. NCBI's taxonomy places the organism in Eukaryota, Metazoa, Chordata, Chondrichthyes, Rhinopristiformes, Pristidae.